AUGACGGCAGUCGCCUUCGAUUCUGUCCACGCCCACGGAUACGUGUCCAAGCCAGCUGCUCAAUUUAUCGAUCCUGCUUCAUCGACCACGUACGUUAAGACCAUUACAGCCGACGUCAACAGUGCCUUUAAUGGUCUCAAGUGGGACGAUAGUCCAGUAGCAAACGCUGCCACUUUUACCUCGUCGUUUGCCAAUGCGGGCUAUGCUUCAUUGAGAGAUAUGCUCGACCAGCAAGUUUCGGAUUGCGCCAACACUCGCACGGACGUUUCUCCAGUCGAUGUGUCCGGCCUCACUGUCAUGAACUGGCAAAACGAUGAGGAGCAUAAAGGAUUCAUUGACUCGCACCAUGGCCCGUGUGAAGUCUGGAUUGACGACAUUAUGGUCGACCGACAGGAAGACUGUGUUGCGACGUACGGCUCUGGAUAUCCUGCCAGCAUAAAUGUAGACUUCUCCCGAUGCUCAGGCGCAUGCACCCUUCGUUUCUACUGGCUUGCGCUUCAUGAGAUCAACUGGCAGGUCUACAAGCAGUGCGUGCCGAUUUCAAACAACUCAGGGGGCGCAGUCGCAAUCGCAGCGAUGGGCAUUGAGAGUCAAUACGGAUGUCAGAAUCGUACCCUUCGUGCUGUAGAUGAUCCUCCUACGCAUUUGGCUAACGGUGCAAAGAUCGAGUGGACUGACAGCCGCUUUCUUCGCGAGUUCGACGAGUUCGCCACCAAUUACCAGAUGAGAAACUAA
Peronospora matthiolae is the source of this 735-nucleotide messenger RNA. Lineage: Eukaryota; Oomycota; Peronosporomycetes; Peronosporales; Peronosporaceae. The record is from the annotation of a GenBank genome assembly.